UUUCUUAGCUUUCCCUCCAUUUACCCUCCUGCUUCUGUAGUCUUUAGUGUAUGCUGCCGAGCAAUUUUCUAUUUACUCCACACGAACACAGCUGUAGUUUACAAAAUGAGGGCAUGUUUCUAUUUAAUGUCUGAAUCGUGACGGAUUCUCGGGGACGUAUGGAUACAAUCGGUGGUGAUAACUGGCGGAGACGCACGAGAAGCGCGCGAGCCUGCUCCAAGCAACAAACUGGGGCACGAGCUGACGAGUCCAAUGUAUUGCGGUGUCUGAGCGUUGGAAACACGGAAGAAGGCCAUGACAUGGAGGAGGACAUCGGCCUCUUCAAGCAAGACCAUUUGGAGCGAAGGGUUAUGGCUCCCCGCUACAACCUGCUGCGUGAGGUGGGAAGGGGAACAUACGGCGUGGUGUACGAAGCGGUGGCCCGGAGGUCCGGGGCGAAAGUUGCCGUGAAGAAGCUGCGAUGCGAUGCGCCGGAAAACGUGGAGCUCGCACUACAGGAGUUCUGGGCGCUGGCCAGCCUGGAGAAACGGCAUGAAAAUGUAGUGCAGCUGGAAGAGUGUGUGCUCCAGAGGAACGGCAUGGCUCAGAAAAUGAGUCAUGGGAACAAACGGUCCAAACAGUACCUGCGUUUGGUGGAGACUUCACUGAAAGGUGAGAGAGUGCUUGGACCUCCAGAGGAGCCUUGUUACCUCUGGUUUGUCAUGGAGUUCUGUGAAGGCGGCGACCUCAACCACUUCAUCCUGUCUAGGCGGCCCAACCCACAAACCAACAACAGCUUCAUGCUCCAGCUGACCAGCGCUGUUGCUUUCCUGCAUGAAAACAACAUUGUCCACAGAGACCUCAAACCUGACAACAUCCUCAUCUCUGAAAAGUCAGGGUCUCCAGUUCUCAAGGUGGCCGACUUUGGCCUGAGUAAAGUGUGCGCUGGUUUAGGACACACCAGUGAGGGCAAAGAAGGUGAAGACAAGAACAAAAAUGUUAAUGUAAACAAGUACUGGUUGUCAUCUGCAUGUGGCUCGGACUUCUAUAUGGCUCCGGAGGUGUGGGAGGGCCACUACACAGCCAAGGCUGACAUAUUUGCCCUUGGCAUCAUCAUGUGGGCCAUGUUGGAGAGAAUUACCUUCAUCGACGCUGAGUCUAAACGGGAGCUCCUGGGUACAUAUGUGAGACAAGGAGUGGACAUCGUGCCAGUGGGUGAAGCACUGCUAGAGAAUCCAAAGAUGGUACUGAACAUCCCACAGAAACGCAGGUCAUGCAUGUCCGAUGGAGUCAGGAAGCUGCUGCAGGACAUGCUCGCCGUCAACCCUCAGGACCGGCCAGAUGCUUUUGAGCUACAGGCCAGAGUGGACCAGGUCAUGUGUGCUUCAUGACCCUCAACCAGAUUGUUUUACAGACUGGUGUUUGUACUGGGAGCUGCUACCUGAGUGAGGAUCUCACUGUUUGAUCAGAAGACUGUGAAAAUAAAGGAGAAGCAAAGGAAACACGUUCCUCCUGAAGUCUGGAUGCUGAAACGGGAUUUUUUUCUAUGGACUUGUUUACAGUGACGUCAUCUGCCAAUUCUGAUAGAGAAUGUUUGUCUUGCCAUGAAUAUUAUAGUAAACCAAGAAAUAUUACACCUACUGCUCAGUGGGAAGCUUGAUUAAACUGACAUAGCCAUGCCUCCUUUAAAGAAUAGAGGUCUGGGGAAAUUGCCAUCAGAAAACAUGAUAGUGACAUUGCUGAACCAUCGAUUGACUCUAAAUUUAAGCUAAGGUGCAGCGUUAGUUUCUGUAUGUGUUCACAGCGGUCUCCAUGUGUCAGGCAUUUUGAAAAUAUUUAAUGAAAACACUGUGGCGUCAUAUACUGGAAACCUCUCUCUUUAUGUGGUGGAGUUUGUUAUUUUGUCUAAAACUUCAGUGAAGUCUGGUUGUAUGUCAGAUGUUUUACUUUGCUGACAGUUAGGAUUGUAUUCCCCAUGCAUACUUGUCUUGUGGUGGUGUGUUUCCUGUUGAUUACAACUAGUAAACAACAUCACCAUGUGUCACCCCAGUGAGAUUUGAUAACUGUAUGUGCUGACAGAAAACAGCGUCACAUCCCUUUUUUCUGUUGUUGGGUUUUUAUUUCUCCAGAUCUGUAGGUUUACAUGAAAUAGUACAACACUACACAGGAGUCAUUUGUUUGUAGGAGUAGGUGACAUCUGUAAAAUAUUCUUUCAUGGUAUAUGUAAUUUCAUAUUGCAGUAUCAGUAUAAAUUGUCAUUUUUUUCUUAGAUUGAAUUGACACUCUUUUGGCUAAUCCAGUGAAUUAAGUACUUAAAGAUGUCCUGUGAAUUCAGUACUGUGAUAAAGUAGCCAUCCACAUUGACUCACAGCAUUGCUCACAAUGACCUGAUGCAUCCAAAGCUUUUUAAGUGAUAGUUAGCUAAAUAAGAACUAUAAUAUAGAAUUUGUAACAAAUUUUUACAGCCUCCCAGUAAAAAUUGUCAUUUCAUCUAACCCUAGGUGUUGCAAACCGUCUCUCCAUUUAGUCCUCAGUUAGGCAUCUUCAGUGAAACAGUCUGCAGGCUGUGUUUCACUGAAGACGCAGUGUCUAAGUAUUUUCAGUUAGUUGUUUCUCAUGAACACAUCGCAAAUUUUUGUCCCCAUGAAUGCAGAAGCCCUUAAAGUAAAUCCCAGGUCAAAUUUAAGCAGCAUUGUAGUCAAAGAGUUGAUUUGUUUUCUGCCCCCUUUGGACAUAAUAAAGUCAGUGUUUAACUUUUAAAGUUUGCUAAAAAAAAACGUGAAAACAUCUGUUAUUAAUAGGUUUGGGAAAGCUAAACUGUGUUGAAAAGAAAAGCAGAAACGCGUCCCAAGGUAUAUCAGGAGACGUUUUACAUUGUCAUUUUCAUUUUCAUUAUUUUAACCCACUUAAUUGCCUUUGACCAGAAACCCAGUGCUGAGAUCCGGUUAUUUGACCGCCAGUCACUGAAAUGUGACCUCAUGGACAUGUUGCUCCUCUGAUUUCCACUGUAGUCUCAUUGUUAAUACCUACGGUGCCUUGAAUUUGCUAGUCAGGUAAAAUUUGGCUCCAGAUCAGUUGCUAUAUUUCUGUUUGAUGUGGCACUUCAAACAUGGUACAUGGUCUUGAUAAUUUAGUCUCUUCAGUAUUUUGGGUAUAAUUAUGGAUGAGGUAUAAAAAAUGGAUUUCCCAUAUAAUCAUUUGAAAUAAGAUUUUAUUUGUAUUAUGUUUUUAUCCCCAGUUUAUCUAUGGUCCAUUUACUUGUUGAGUAGCGUCAUGUUUUUAAAGGGAACUGAAGAUUGAAUGUUUGAACAGGUGCCAUUUGUGUUAAGGGAGAAAAGCUGCAGGGUUAUUUUAUAUAGUUUAUUCUAAACUAAGAUGAACAGGAUCUGGUUCCUGUUAGGAGAUACUCAGACUUGAUGGAAGUGUUGCUAAAGCAGGCCAUUGUGAUUUGUAAUUGUGCCUGCAUGUGAUUGAAAGUGGAGUGUGAAAAAUAUCGACUUUAGAAUGGUUUUGGAUCAUUUGUACAGAGAGCCACGUUGAUGUUUUUGCCCUGAAACCAAAGGUCUGAAGUCUGUAAUAUGUCGAACUAAACUGGGACACUGAAUGACUUAAAAAAAAAUCCUGUUUCUUUCUAACUGUACUACCUCAUGUUUCUGCACCUUUUCACAUUUUGUUCUCUGAGCCAUAGUUUGAUUUUUCCAACAAAGACAUUCCUCAGUUUGAGACAACCUGGCAGAUUUUAAGGCAACAGCUUUUUAUUUAAUGUCAUCACAGUGUUUGUUGGGUGUGUGCAGUUUUCCUUUGAUUGUGAGUGCGUCAUAUUGGUUUGUCAGUUGCGUGACUGUUUCUUUCUGUUUGUGCUGAUGCAUUGUGAGAAAUGGGUUUACAUUGAUACAGAUGUUUACACACCAUUAGCCCAGCAUAGGCCAUGAUGUACUUUGGUUAAUUUCUUCUGUGAAACCCAUGUCUCAGUUCCCUUCUUGUAUUUCAGUAAUGUAUGAGUGUUUGAUUGUGCAGGGUAGAAAUGAGAAUCUUGAACUGGAGAUGAGCCAAUGGUAGCGCUAAGCUAAAGAUCCCAGCUCACACACAGUUUGGAUUUCUGAGGAACAGCUUUUAUUUAACAGUAGAGGAAUGUACUUUAAAUAUCAAGAGAUUAAAGCAACCCCUCAAAAUGUUCCUGUCAGUGUGUGUGGAGGUCUUCCUUUGGUGUUGUUGAAAAUGUACCUGUAAAUGUGUGCAGGAACACCGCAUUUGACUAAUAGGUCAAUCAUUUUACAUGCAGCUGUCUUCUAUGCAACUCAGCCUCCCUGGAUACACUGUGGAACAGUCCAGGCCUGGCUGAUUUUGUUGUUAGUCCUCUGCUUCUCAUCCUGACAGGAACUGUACUAUACAACUGGACCCUGUUGUGCUCAGAUGACUUGACCCUUUAUCUCCACAGAACACAGUCCUUGGUUAAACAUGACACUAAAGACAUUUGCUUGAAUGAAACCUGUUCAUUUUUUUAUUGCUGACUUUGUACAUAUCAGGGCUCUGUUUCAAUAAAGGUUGGAAAUACCUCAGAUCUGUGUGAAUUCUCUACAUUUGCAUGACAAUGACUGGAAUGUGUGGGAGACGUGGGAAGGCAUUCAGUAAAGGCUGAGGAUAUUGUGAGCAUCCAUGACAGUUAGCAGGGUGUGCCUAUCUCACCCUUCCAUGUACCCACAUGAUCGGGCAAAUAGGAUUAACUGACAACAGGUGUCUUCACACUCAGCAUGACAAGUGAUGUAAUAUUAUUACUUUCAUUAAUGUUGUUGUAAGCUACUGUCAUUACCUGCAUCUCUCUCUCUCUCUCUCUCUCUGUGUCUCAUUGUGUCAUAUGGAUUACUGUUAAUUUAUUAUGCUGAUCUGUUCUGUACGACAUCUAUUGCACGUCUGUCCGUCCUGGAAGAGGGAUCCCUCCUCAGUUGCUCUUCCUGAGGUUUCUACCGUUUUUUUUCCCCCGUUAAAGGGUUUUUUUGGGGAGUUUUUCCUUAUCCGCUGUGAGGGUCAUAAGGACAGAGGGAUGUCGUAUGCUGUAAAGCCCUGUGAGGCAAAUUGUGAUUUGUGAUAUUGGGCUUUAUAAAUAAAAUUGAUUGAUUGAUUGAUU
This is a messenger RNA of Epinephelus fuscoguttatus (brown-marbled grouper), 5104 nucleotides long. RefSeq names its product serine/threonine-protein kinase 35-like. NCBI's taxonomy places the organism in Eukaryota, Metazoa, Chordata, Actinopteri, Perciformes, Serranidae. The transcript has 3 exons. Gene Ontology annotation, cellular component: cytoplasm; autophagosome. The coding region runs from base 159 to 1370 and encodes 403 amino acids. Gene Ontology annotation, biological process: autophagy; peptidyl-serine phosphorylation; protein autophosphorylation. Gene Ontology annotation, molecular function: ATP binding; protein serine/threonine kinase activity. The record is from RefSeq and is a predicted model, not a curated record.